UUCAAUCGGCUCUGACCAAAGCCGAGAACUGACAAUCUAUUUCCUGCAAUCCAUUCUUUUUCGUCCCCCAAUACUUCUUUCACACUGUACUUGUGGCAAACCAGAUUCUCCAGGCAGCCCCAAACUUCAUCCUACCCAAAUGAUCACGGGCCUUAUACUCUGGGCCCCUAACCAGCUGACAUACGGCGCCCUCGACGCCACAUCGGACAAUUGACGACCUGACAGACCUUGGCAGGACUCCAUCUGGGCGUGAAAGAACCCUCGGGACUCUUUCGCCGCCGCAUAACUAGCUGAACUCAAGCGCCUUGUUUCAUGUUUUGUCGCGUAAUUGGCGUUUGAUUCGACUGUCCAUCAAAAUCUUUCCCUGGACUACCUGUUUGACGUGGAAUCUGUCUUUUAUUGCAAGGACACACCUCAUUCUCAUGGUGAAGUUUGUGCAGGGGAGGUUGGUGCAGCAAAAAGGACGAUGACGAUGACGAUGAUGAGGGUCUCACCACUAUCAAUUCUACAAUGUUGGUUGAUAACCCUCUUUGCCUGGAGGAUAAAUGCUGCCGACAACGUCACGCAACCCAUCUCCAUUUUUCGAUCCAGACCUGAUCUGGUCGCACCAAUUCUCACACCUUUUAUCAGGAUACCGGAAAAGCAGGCCCCCGGGCUGUACUUCUUAGCACCUUACCAGCAAAUUCAGGAAUCCGUACAUAUUUUCGAUAAUGAUUGUAAUUUAGUAUAUACUGGCUUUGGGAGUAUCGGCCCAGGCAUUGCCCAUGCACCACAAACAUGCAUGUACAAAGGAGAAGUCCAUCUAUGUUUCUAUCAAGGCACGCAGAUGGCUGGUUGGGGCCACGGCCAUGGAGUCAUCAUGGACAAGCACUAUCGCGUCGUGAAAUCAGUCGAGCCCGCUAGCUAUCAAGCAUCAUCAGAUAUGCACGAAUUUAGAGUCAUCAACAACGGCACAUCAGCCGUGAUGACUCAAUAUCUGCGCAGCGUCUACGACUUAUGUGCCUGGAAUAUAUGCGAGGGUCUCGGAUACAUCAACGAAGGGGCCUUUCAAGAGGUUGAUGUUGACUCAGGCGAGGUCAUUUUUGAGUGGCGAAGUCUCGAGCACGUCGACCCCUCAGAGAGCUGGGUUCCCCCGGGGACCACCGAGGUCAGUGGAAGUGGCGAACAACCGGACAGUCCCUGGGACUAUUUUCACAUCAACUCGAUCGACAAGAACGACGACGGCGAUUAUUUGAUCUCCGCCCGCCACACAUCCGCGGUGUACAAGAUCUCCGGCAAGGAUGGGCACAUUAUGUGGCGGUUGAACGGGGCCAAGUCGGAUUAUCAUCUCGACGAUUUUUCAUUUUCUUCGCAACACGAUGCGCGGUUUGUUUCAGAUAACGACACGCACACGGUGAUUUCACUGUUCAACAAUGCGUGGAACGGCUUCAAUCGAACGUCAGACUGGUCAGCGGGGCAAAUCAUCAGUGUUGACCACCGGACCAAAAUCGCGACGUGCCUGUUGAACCUCGAAGGUCCUUUCACUGACGGCCACACCCACAUAUCCAGAUCCCAGGGCAAUUUCCAACUUAUACCUGGUGGGAAUAUGCUGAUGGGAUGGGGCAACGACGCGUUCUGGACCGAGUAUGAUAGUGAUGGCGAGGUGGUGUUCUACGGCUACCUGGGGUGGAGUAACUUGAUGAAUUACCGUGUCCACAAGUUCGACAACUGGGUCGGUCUGCCGCUGACCAAGCCAGCCAUGUGGACGUAUUCGAAGGAUGACAAUCACAUGAUGAUGUACGUUUCAUGGAAUGGCGCGACCGAAGUCAGAUCCUGGCGGGUUUACGGGUCGAACUCGAAGAAGGGUCCGUGGGAAGAACUGUCCACCGUGCCGAAGAGUGGGUUCGAAACCGCCUACGCUCAUGACGAAGCGACCUACAAGUUCACAUACGCGGAGGCGCUCGACAAGAGGGGCAAAGUGCUGGGUAGCUCAGCUGUACAGCAAACAUUCACCCCUCCUGUCGCCAUGCUGGAAUACUGCGACGACCUGGCAUGCAAGUUCAUGCCGACCGGUGAAGAGCGCGAGGCCGAGCGCAAGAAAUUCCAGGAAGAGCAAGAGGCGGCCAAGCAGCAGAAGCUUGCAGAGGUUGCAAGGCAGCAGGCUACGAAGAAGAAGCAGAGGAUCUAUGCCGCUACGCUGGGCGCUCUGGGUGUCUCGAUCAUUGUGAUCACGGUUCUGGCCACGAGGAAUUUUGUGUCAAGACCGUUCCACACUGUCGUUCUGCGGGUUUGGAGCACGGUGGUUCCCACCAGCAAAGAAGGACGAAGUGGUCUACCUUUUGGGGUCGGGUACAAGGCUGUACCCGUGGUGGAUGACCAGGAUGGUGAUCGAAUCCCGAUGGUAAGGGAGCCUGCGUGACUCCCAAUGCACCGCCUCAAGAGCAAAGAGCGUCAAGCUUAACCGCCAACUUGUACAGCAAUGUCCUUUCUGC
Molecule: messenger RNA, 2471 nt
Organism: Exophiala viscosa
Lineage: Eukaryota; Fungi; Ascomycota; Eurotiomycetes; Chaetothyriales; Herpotrichiellaceae
Product: ASST-domain-containing protein
Exons: 3
Coding region: 467-2398 (643 amino acids)
Source: RefSeq, a predicted model, not a curated record